CAGUUCUUAGAAAUUAUUGACAACAAAUAUAUCAAUAAUCAAAUAAAUGAUCUUUUUUCAAAAUAUUAGUGAUUAGUUAACACUAAUGUCUGGCUACAAACGAGUUAGCUUUUAUGAAUUGUGUCGGUUAUGCGCAUCAAAUACACAAAAAGAAAAGACACAUAUUUUCAACGAAGAAGGAAGAAAAAUCCAACUUCAAGACAAAAUUCAAGCUUGUUUGGCCUUAACAGUUAAUGAAGAUGAUUCUUUGCCAAAAGUUGUUUGUUCAAAAUGUUUGCGAACUCUUGAAACCUGCUUUGGAUUUAGACAAGAAUGUGUUCGCUCUGAGUCUAUGCUAUCUACCUAUUUUAAAAAUUUCAGGUAUACGGACGACUUUAAGAAGUCAGGUAAAGUCUACAUUAAGGACAUAAAAUCAUCACCAGUCAUACAAUCAGUCCUUGCUCCUAUUCCACCUGUACCAACGACACAUAUUCAGGCUGCACCCCAAAGUAUUGCUGUUAAUAAGGCUCCGCAAAACAUAGAACAAGUACCUUUUUAUACAUUACAACUUCCAGCUAUCGUUUCGAAUCCAAAUAUAGUUAAUAAGGCACAAAAAUGUACAGAACCCCAAAAAACAACCCAGAACCAAUUCGCUUAUAACCUGAAUCUUCUUAAUACGACUAGUAUCAAAGCUAAUUUACCAAAGACAGAAAUUCUCAGUAAUGUAGUGGUCAAUUCGCAUGGCGAAGUUUUGAAUAUAUCACAUUUGGGCGAAUUCGAAGCUAUUUUAAACCAAGAAAAUUCGAUGAAAAUAAAAAAUAAGCAAAUAAAACGUAAAGACACUAAUAGUGUUCAAAACACUGUCGUUCAAAUAGAUUUAACCGAGUCUGAUAACUCUGAGUUUGAUACAGAAGCUAAAUUUGAUAAGUUGCCUCACAUUAAGAGCACUCAUAAUCAUGAUAAGUAUUCAUAUCCCAAUAAAGUAGAAGAAAAACCUCCAAACGAGACUGUUAUCUUUCCUAUUUCAGAAUAUAGUCAAUCUUUUAACAAUUUUAAUUCCGCUAAUGUAGUAUACUCUCAACCUAAUCUAAGUUUGAUAACCACUAGUUCUACGAAUACGAAUGUUAUAUCGAAUACUUCCGCUGCCCUAGAUAACCCUUCUUUAAAUUUAAUCAAUCAAAAUUUGCAAGAAAUUACUCCACCGUCUUAUACGAACGUGAUUUCAACACAUGUACCGCCCGAAAUUGAAAACAGUAAGACAGAUAUGGACCAAAACGAUCAUAUUAGUGAAACGGUAAAUACUGCACAAUUGAAUAGUUCGACAGUUCCUGUAAAAACUCAUGUCUGUGAAAUAUGUCAAAGGGCAUUUAAAAGAAAGGAACAUCUAUAUCAGCAUGUCAAAUUGCACACAGGGUUUAGACCUUAUAUCUGCGAACAUUGCAACAAGGCGUUUAUGAGAAAAGAACAUCUACUCAGACACAGUUCUUUACAUUCUGGCCAGAAAAAUUUUGUUUGUACUAUUUGUGAUAAGAGUUUCUCGAGAAACGAUAAUUUAUUAAAGCAUAAGAAAACUCAUGAUAAACAGGCUAGUUAUACUUGUGAAAUAUGUCAAAAACAAUUCGUAAUGAAGCACUAUUUCAAUGCUCAUAAGCUGACACAUGACAAAUAUUUCGUAUCUACCGUUUGGGGGCUUUUAAAGACGUAGUAUGAGUUCAAAAGUAGAGCGUAAGCAAAAAUACAAAUGGUUACUGCCAUGAUUUUUAUUGUUUAAUUUCAACUGUAUUAUGACUGAUAAUUUAUUAAUUGAUAUAAAGACAUGAUAAAAUUUUUACUCCCAUUAUAUGGGAGUAUGGUACUAUUAAAAUUUUAUUUAUUUAUUUAUUUUACAAAGCUCAUCAGGCCUUAAAGGCCUAGAGCUAAAAUACAAUUAACAUAUUACUUAUAUUACAAAACUUGUAUCAAGUGGGAUGCUCCUUGCCUGUUGACUUACUAUUUUCCUCCAUUCAUCCGUAUUUGUUGCUUUUUGUUCCCAACCACCAAUAGGGAACUUGCACAUUUUUUUAUUACAUAAUAAUGUUCAGUUUUGUAUAAAAAUGAGAUUUCCAAAAUUUCACGCUUCAAAAACUCAUAAUAAUUUAGAAGUACAAAUUUAAAGUCUUCUGUAUUUUAAAAUAGUUCAAACGACCCGUGACGUCACAUAGUUUAACUAUAUGGUUCCGUUUAUGGUUAUAUUUAGGUAUAUUCUUCUUAUUUUUCUUUAGUUUAUUGGCCUCCACCUACUUGGGUAUUUGGCCAGCUCGUCGUCGUGGAAUAAAGGAAAAAUAUUUAUAUUCUAAUGACAUUUAUCGUAUGUCAUUGUAAUAAUAUAUACCAGUUUGUUGAGAUUGGAGUUUGAUACAGUUUUUGAAGGAAAGGAAAGAAGGUUUACUGUAGAAAAUAAAACCAUUUUGUAAAAGUACAAGUUUUCUAUGAAUAGUUCAAACGAUCAAAAACACUUGUAACGUCACAUAACUGUAUUUUCUACUGACGUUUAUAAUGUCUAAUUUAAAAUUAUAUACAAUUUUGUUUACACUGUUGGUGUAUAAUGUAAACACAUAACCCGAUGACAUCACGACGCGUUUUGGGCUGGCUGGUAUAAUUUGAAUUUUUAAUCGUCUUUAGGGGCCAAACGAAAGACAAACAAAACUUUUUUAUCUUUGAUACUAUCAUAACAUUCAUUAAAAUAGGACGGCUGCGUUGGAUGGGACAUGUAGAAAGAAUGGAAGAAGGCGAAAUACCAAACAAAAUAUUCAAACAGAUGCCAGUAGGAAAAAGAACAAGAGGAAGACCGAAGCUGAGAUAUUUAGAACAAAUAGAAAAUGAUAUAAUAACCUUAAAAAUAAAAAAUUGGAGAAAAAAAGCACGAAACAGAUCAGAAUGGAGAAGAAUCCUGGAAGAGGCCAAGACCCAGAAGGGGUUGUCGAGCCAGGGAUGAUGAUGAUGACAUGUUUUAAAUUAUGUUCUGUUGUGAUUUAUAACAUUUUUUUCGAAUUUAAAAUUUUUUUAUGCAAGUUCCCUAUUCCCUGUUUCCACGUCAUUCGUGAAGUAUUGCCAAUAUUAUUUUUUUAUGUUUCAAAUUCCUGAAUUAUUGAUCUUACAAAUAAUAUGGUAAAAAAUGAGGGAUACCGGAUAACUUAAAAAAUAGACUUGGUAAAUAUGAUUUCUAUUGAGGCAGGCCUCUGUAGAAACAUCUUCCGCAACAUUUGUCGAAUCUUUUACUAAUAUUAGGCGGAAUAAAUGUUAUUUUUAUGAAUUCCUGUUAUUGGAGUAUUUCAAAAUAGUGUGCAGAUUCGAUUUUCUUGCUUAAUAAAAAUAUACCAUAACUCUAUUUGAGAGUUGUACACUUUUUUCUUGUUUUGUCAUAGUAUCAUACGACUGUAUACAGGUAGAAGCGAAAAAAUCACUACAUUUUGUUAUGAUUAGAUGAUUGGUUGGUUAUAUUAUGGUUAUAUGAUUAUAGACCUUUUUGUAAAGUAAUAAUUUUCAUGCAGUAACCAACUGGUAUUAUUAGUUUUUUUUUUUUUGAAGUUUACAGCUUGAUCUCUUUAGAUUGUAUCCGUUUAUAAAUAUAAAGACAAAACCUACUUUUAAUUGGGUAUUUGCCUUACAUAAAAAUAGAAGCUAUAGCAGGAAAACUUACUACACUGUUUGAUCACUUACUACACUCAUAUGUUGAUACCAAUACCAUACUGUUUUUUUUUUAAUAAUGUCUGAUAUUGAUGUACGUACAGUGCACAGAUUCUAAAGGUGCCGGUGGGGGAUGGCGUCUAUGCUGCGCAGUAUUAUAGUCGAUGUAUGAGAGAAAGUAUUCGAAAUAAUGAAAUAACAAAUUUCAAUAUUUCAUUAUUUCGAAUACUUUCUCUCUCAUACACCGACUCUAAUACUGCGCAUAGACGCCAUCCCCCACCGGCACCUUUAGAAUCUGCGCACUAGUCAGUUUACAUUUAUUUUAUUUUUUAAUUUUUUACAAAAAAAAAACAGGAAACAAAAGGAAAAUAAAGAUGUAAAACGAAGAAUAUUAAUAAGAAGAAAAAGAAACAUAUUAUGAUAAAAAGAAUUCUACAUAUUAAUCAUUUUCCUCUUUCCUUCCGUACUUUAUUUCAUAUAUUAUAUUAAACAGUAAGCGCCACGCUACUAGACACAUGAGUAGGUACCUAAUUGCUAUGCUUAUGGGCUAAUCCGGUCCGUUCUCAGAUGCGACUUUCAUGUUUGUCAUGUUACUGUCAAGAAACUAUUCAAAAUAAUUAUUUUUCCAUACAAAAAAUACAUUCAUUAAUAGUAUUGUUACUCUGCUUUAAAAUAACUUUCAAACACCAAAAAUAUUACAAUACUUUAAAACUUUUACAACUUUAACACAAUGACAACUUUAAACGUCAAAUACAGCUGAUCUAUUAACUGUCCACUUUCUAUGUUAAUCAGCCGUGUGAUGGAUGACCGAAGUUAUCGUUAACGUAAAGUUAUCCUGUAGUUAAGUUAUAAUCCUCGAAUUGGUGUGAUGUAUCAUAUUUAACUUAACUACUUGCGUUAUUUCUUGACAGUUCUUGAAUUAUCUGAUAUAUCAACUGUCACUUUAUAACUCGACGUUAAACCUCAAGUUAUGAGAUAACUCUGUAGUUAUGUAAGGUUAGGUUCAUCUUUUGACUUGUUUUUAGACAGAAAUCAAGUGAAUUUAGAAGCUAAUAAUUUAAUAAUUAAGAAUAGAAGGGUAAUGCCAAGUAAUACAAUUUUAAAAAUUAUACAAAAAUCAAAUCGAGAGAUAUAAGUUGAAAUUUUAUUUUAAGUACCUACUGAGCUUUCUGUCCAGAGUUGCCAGAUGAUAUUUGUAUAAAUCCCCCAUUUAGAAACUGAAAUUCCCUCAAAUUGAAGCUCAAAUACCCCAAAUUCAAAUUUUUGCCGCAUUUUAAUAAAUUAGUAGUCAAAUGAAGAGAACAGUAAACCAAAAUUAUACUACUUAUCAACGAGGGCCCUGGAAAUAAUUCAUAGUUCCUAUCGCCUUCGAUUAUAUGGGAGUAGAAUAUACAGUUCUAUGUACAUUCGCAAAUUUAAUUUACCAUGACCCCUUAAAAUCCCCCAUAAUUUUCUGCCCCCAAAAAAUCCCACUAAAACUUCUGCUUAGAAAAAUUUCAAAAUUGUGGGAAAAUACACCAAUCUGGCAACCCUGUGGCCCCAUCGACGGUGGUCGACGACGUACCCAUCCUGUAGCAUGUUCCGAACAAUCUCUUGCACUCACUCCAACUUGUACUAUUUCUAUAUAAGGUUCUCUUUGUUAUUUCGAACUUUGUUCCUCAAAAGUUAUUUCUAAUAUAACGUUGAAGAAAUAACUAUCUCAUAACGGUGACGGAUACAUCACACCGAGUUUUACCCAAAUAGUUAUGGGAUCGUUAUUUCUGAGAGUUAUCUUAACUUUAACUCAAACGUUAAAGAUAACUUCGGUCAUCCAUUACACGGCUGAAUAUUCGGUUUCUAUAUAUUUUCUGACGUUCUUAACGCCACUAGACAUGAAAGUAAACAGUGCAACAAGUGAACGGUCCAAGACUGUAUUAGCUCAAUGUUCCCGUUUGUCUAGUAGCGAGGCGGUUACUGUAUAUUAACCAUAUUGUUCUCUCUGGUAAAUGCAUAAAAAUAAAAAGAAGUGAUUAUCGUAUUUGCAUAUUUUUAUGUAAGUCAAAUCCCACUAAACCUCAAAUCUGUAUAACAGAGAGAUAUUUUUUGUGAUCAUUAUCUUUGUAACAGUUUAUAUCAAGUUUGCAGAUAAUUUUAACACGAUAACACCAUUAAAAUUUGCUGAUAUGACCAAGGUAUUAUAAAGAAGUAUUUUUUAUUUUAAACUAACAUACAAUUCAGCUGACAACGAGUACAAAAUUAAUAUUUGGAGAGAGAAUAAUGACUAAAAUUAAUACGUUUAGAAAUAAUUAAUGUUUAGUAUAUUUUAAAAAAUUAACAUAAUUGGCAUCUGCCGAUCCAGGACUUUUAAAUAAGAGCAGUUAUUCAUCAUGUUUAUUGCCAGUUAGAAAAAUGUGAAAUAGUAGAGUAUUCCAUAAAAGUAACGUUUUUGUUGUAAGAUAUUGUUUUUUUAACCCUUAGUUGCCGGAUUAAAAUAAUACAAAAACCUGUAAUUUUCUGAUGAAAUCUCUUCAAAAGUAGGUGCAUACAUUCAAAAAAAGUAUAAUUUUCUUCAAAACCUUCAACGCAAAAAAUCAGAUGCGGUACUUAAAGUAUCAUCAGACUGUAUAGAGUAAACUAAGGGUUCAAUUAAAAAGGAUUAUGCCUUGUUUUUAAACCAGGAGGAGUAAACUAAAAAGACAGAUUCACACCCAAGAAAGUCACUAGAAAAAUCAGUAAGCAUAUCUUCUUUCUUGGUUGAUCUUGUCGGCCUUGGACGUUAAUCCAUUAAUAUUAUAUUAUACUAAUACGUCGCUAAAUAGUUCUAAAAACAACUGUUUUUUUUUAUAUAAAAGCAGACUAAAAAUCUGAAAAUCUAAAAGAAUAACUCAGGAAACACAAAAAAUCUUCGAUAUAUCGGAGAUCCGAUAUAACUUAAUUUACCUAUGAAAUGCCAAUAGUGUGAAAAUUUCAUAAAUGUCAAUAAUGUCAAAAUUUCAUAACAGUGGAGUAAACUUGCCUGCGGUUGAACCAAUUACAAACAAGCAUUACGGCGCGGUAAAUUUGAAUUACUCCUUCUGGCUUAAAAACAGAGCAUAGUAUAACCUGUGAUGACAUUUGAUGUUAAUGACAGUGUGGCUACAAUAAUUUUACUUUGUUAAAUUGGUAUUUAAGAGAGUGUAAUUUGUCCAACUAAAUACCUACUGUUUUUUUUAUAUUAUAUCGAACUGAUAAA
Diabrotica virgifera virgifera (western corn rootworm) is the source of this 6856-nucleotide messenger RNA. RefSeq names its product zinc finger and BTB domain-containing protein 14 (gene pad). Lineage: Eukaryota; Metazoa; Arthropoda; Insecta; Coleoptera; Chrysomelidae. Gene Ontology annotation, cellular component: nucleus. The coding region runs from base 86 to 1684 and encodes 532 amino acids. Gene Ontology annotation, molecular function: zinc ion binding. The transcript is spliced from 3 exons. The record is from RefSeq and is a predicted model, not a curated record.